Molecule: messenger RNA, 2691 nt
Organism: Saccharomyces mikatae IFO 1815
Lineage: Eukaryota; Fungi; Ascomycota; Saccharomycetes; Saccharomycetales; Saccharomycetaceae
Gene: GPB1
Product: Gpb1p
Exons: 1
Coding region: 1-2691 (896 amino acids)
Cellular component (GO): cell cortex of cell tip
Molecular function (GO): protein binding
Source: RefSeq, a predicted model, not a curated record
AUGCCUCUAGCAAAUACAUUUGGAACGCAUAGUCUGGAAGCUCAUCCUUUGCACACUCAACCAACGGUUCAUAUUAAGCUUAGUAAAGAAGAAAGAUCUCACUAUAGAGAACGGUACCAUUCAUUGAAGUUUAUCUCUAAUUAUGUUUCUGUUUUUGACCAAGCAAUGAGUGAUAAUAUUGACUCCAAAAUUAGGAAAGAAAAUGAAGCCUUACUGAAAAAGUAUUACGAAUCAAGGAAGCCGUUUACUUUUAAUAGUUUUAGGCAAGGUAGUGUGAUCAGUUCUUCUGAUUCUUCUACCGGUUUUACUGAGAGAACAAAAACCUAUUCUUUUUUGAACGACUUCGUCAGUAAUUGCGUCAAUGAAGUAGACCCAUAUACACUAAAGAUGACAGUGAGGAAUAGAAACACUGCCCUAAACAUGGAGAACCUCGAUGAUGAACAUAAGGACAAAGAUGGGGUGUACGAUUUUGAAGAUAAUACUGACGAGGAGUGUAAUGACAAGUCUGGCGGUGCCUUUCAUUAUUCAUCAGAGAGAUUGGAAAUUCUUCGCUCACGUUCGACAAGAUCCUAUUUUAAAUAUUAUAAGAAACUUUUGACAGUAGACCUAAGAGACAGUGAUGUUUUGAAAAGACACAACUUAUGGAUGCCGAUGGUUACUAAAAGAUUUAGGUUUCUACUAGCAUCGAGCGCAAAACCGGAGGAAGUAAGGUUGACGACACCCGUGCCAUCAUUUUUGGAGCAAGAUUUAGAUAUUUUUCAGAAAAAGACAUGUCCACUCUUCAUCAAUGGCACGGAUUGCGUCCCUAGGAGUUAUGACACAUUUUCGGGAUCUUCUGUCGUCCCUUCAAUUUUUUCAGAAUAUAAACUCCCAUCCCUGUCCUAUCACUGUUCUGUCGAACUGAAUGACCAAUUGUUCAUUGCCGGUGGUUUGAUGGCAUGCCAUAGGUAUGAUGAAGAGGCGCCUGAUUUGAAGGAUUUUUACGUAGACGGCAUAAAAAAUCUACCGCCACCGCUAUUAGCUGGAGUAAUUAAUAAUCCCUCCAUGAUUUCUAACCCUCAUUUGUACUGUUUUUCUCUGACCUCUUCUAGACUAACAAGGCCUGAAAUUUCAGGUUACGUUCCUCCUCCACUGGUGUGUUCGCAGGGUUGUAAGUUGACGGAAAGGCAUAUCUUUUUUUAUGGUGGUUUUGAGAUCAAGUCAGAAAUCCAAGUCGAUGAUAAGGGGAGAUAUUUUAUGAGAAAAAGAGCUUUCUUGAAUAAUACGGGUUACAUUUUAGACACUGUGAUGUUCACUUUCUCAAAGAUUGAACUAGUGGCCCCUCCAUACCAAUUUGCAAUUUACAACAACUUCUCUCCAAGAUUCGGUCAUAUGCAAGCAUCUGUAAGCAAUUCCAACAGUAAUAUUUCCAACGAUAAUACCACAACAAAUAAGAAGGGAAGAAGGUCGAUUAGCCCAUAUUGCCGCGGUAGUGGAGAUCACAAGAUAGACGAUUUGGUAGGUUCUCCAGAGAGUAGGGACUAUUUACCAGAUGAUCCCAUUCCAAACGUGACAAGUCCAAGGUCUUCAGAUUGCCUCCCUCCUAAACACUGCAGUACAGCAACGCAUGUUUGUAGCUCUGUCAAUACCAUUCUAAUCUUUGGAGGUUAUAGCCAGACUGGUGAUGACAAAUAUGAAGCUAUGAAUGACAUGUGGAAGAUAGAUAUUCCUGUGAUUUUUCGUGGAAAGCGUAAUUACUAUAAAUUUGCUGAUACUGUCACAGCUACUAAGAUUCCUGUAAUUGAUGAUCCAGAAGUAUGGCCAAGCAGGAGAGCGUUUUCAGCGUGCUGUGUACCAGAUUUUUUUACAAAGGAUGUUGAACCUAUAGAAAAAAGACUUUUGAGAAACCUAAAAAAUGAUUUUUCAGUAGAUUUGGAAAUUCGACCAGGCAAUAAGCCUUCUCAACCGCUUUUCCCAAACAUUCCACAUUCGAGGAAGGAGAAGAAAAAUGGACGCGAUAAUAUACACACUUCCAGUUCUGGUAAUACCAGUGAAGAUACUUCGUCAAAAUCUACUAGAAAUACAACUUCAAGCCCCCCUACAAGUCCUAAACACACACCACCCUUGAAUGUUCCGAAGAAAUGUACUUCAUUUGGAAGGACCGUUGCUUUCCACGGAGGUUCGGAUGGCUAUAACGUUUGUUGCGAUAUGUGGUGGUUUGACUUCGAUUCUGAAACCUGGACUAAGGUAGAUCUUUAUGCUAAAACGCAAGAUGAGUCAGUUGGUUUGGUACCUAUCAAAUUAUCUAUGGUGGGACAUUCAAUGGCAACAGUAGGUCAUAAUAUCUUAUUAAUUGGAGGUCUACGACAAAGUGAUGUUGACCAGUUAUACCGCGAUGAAGCUCCUCUCGAAGACAUGGUAUCGGGUAUUCCACUCGGUAGUGGUGUAAUAAAUGUUGUGAACCUAAAUACACAAUGCCUUCAAGGCUGCAAGCUAAUACAGAAGAACGGAGACAUGCAAGAUUAUGUCAUUAUGGAUCCUCACGUUGGCUUACCCCAUCAGGUGCUGACAGCGGCAGGUACAAUGGCAUUAGUUAAAGGAACCAUGACUUUAAUAGGAGGUGUGGUAGCUGGUCGCCAUGACAUUUCGAACUUUUACUUGAGGGGAGCUGUUCUACAGUUCAUUCUUCCAAGCAUGAAUCUAGCCAACUGA